This is a messenger RNA of Triplophysa dalaica, 872 nucleotides long. RefSeq names its product eukaryotic translation initiation factor 3, subunit K (gene eif3k). Gene Ontology annotation, biological process: regulation of translational initiation. Lineage: Eukaryota; Metazoa; Chordata; Actinopteri; Cypriniformes; Nemacheilidae. The record is from RefSeq and is a predicted model, not a curated record. Bases 141 to 803 code for a protein of 220 amino acids. Gene Ontology annotation, cellular component: eukaryotic translation initiation factor 3 complex; cytoplasm. The transcript is spliced from 8 exons. Gene Ontology annotation, molecular function: ribosome binding; translation initiation factor activity.
UGACGUCAGAUCUUUCUCCGCUCGCACGCGCUACCGUUGCGCUGUUGAGGACCGGUGUCCACUGGAAAACAAACUUAAACAUAAAUAAAGACGAAAUAAUACUAAUAAUAAAGAAAUAAGAAAAACUCGGCGCUAGAAUCAUGGCCACGACGUUUGAGCAAAUGAGAGCCAACGUGGGCAAACUGCUGCGAGGAAUCGACAGGUAUAAUCCAGAGAAUCUGGCCACACUGGAGCGAUACGUGGACACACAAGCGCGAGAGAAUGCGUACGACCUGGAGGCAAACCUGGCUGUUCUCAAACUGUACCAGUUUAAUCCACCAUACUUCCAGACCACAGUGUCGGCACAGAUUCUGCUCAAGGCUCUCACCAACCUGCCUCACACAGACUUCACACUGUGCAAGUGUAUGAUCGACCAGACCCACCAGCAAGAGGAACGUCCGAUAAGACAGAUCCUGUAUCUCGGUAACCUGCUGGAGACGUGUCACUUCCAGAGCUUCUGGACAAGUCUGGAGGAGAACAGAGAUCUGAUCGAUGGAAUCACAGGAUUUGAAGAAUCUGUGAGAAAGUUCAUCUGUCACGUGGUGGGAAUCACAUAUCAGAACAUUGAGUAUCGACUUCUGGCUGAGAUGUUGGGAGAUCCUCUGGACACUCAGGUGAAGGUUUGGAUGAAUAAAUACGGCUGGACGGAGAACGAGGACGGACAGAUAUUCAUUCAUAGCCAAGAGGAAAGUGUCAAGCCCAAGAACAUAGUGGAGAAAAUCGACUUUGAGAGUGUAUCCAGCAUCAUGGCUACAUCGCAGUAACACACACGCACAUGUUUCCUGAUGUUCCCCUUCAUUGAAAUUUGCAAUAAAGUCAUUUUAAUAAAGAGA